Molecule: messenger RNA, 747 nt
Organism: Acanthosepion pharaonis
Lineage: Eukaryota; Metazoa; Mollusca; Cephalopoda; Sepiida; Sepiidae
Source: the annotation of a GenBank genome assembly
AUGGAGACACUUCUGCUUCUUCUUCUCCUGCAUCUUACCUUUUUCUUCUUCUUCUCUUACUUCUUAUUAUUUUUCUCUCUUUUCUUCUUCUUUUUCUUUUCUUCUUUUCCUUCUUCUCUUCUUCUUGACAAUCAUACAAUUAUAGAAGUAUAUUUUCUCUUCUUUCUUUUCUCUUUCUUCUUUUUUGUCUUCUCUUUCGUCUUCUUUUUCUCUUCCUGCUUCUUUUUCUUGUUCUUCUCUUUCUUCUUCUUUCCCUUCUUCUUCUUUUUAUUUUAUCUUCCUUCUUCUUUUUCUUUUUCUUUUCUUCUCUGCCAUCUCUUUCUUCUUCUUGAUAAUUAUUCAAUUAUAAAAGUACUUUUUCUCGUCCUUCUUCUUCUUCUUCUUUUUCUUUUUCUCUUCCUUCUUUUUUUUUCCUUCUUUUUCUUUUUCUUCUUCACUUCUUUUUUCUUUUUCUUCUCUUCCUUCUUCUUCCUCUCUUCCUUUUACUUCUUCUUCUCCUUCUUCUUCAUCUUUCUUCUUGACAGCAAUGCAAUUAUAGAAGAUUCACUUGGAUUAGUUACCACCUAUAUCUAUCUAUCUAUCUAUCUAUCUAUAUAUCUAUAUAUAUGUAUAAAGGGAGAGAAGUUUUAUCUAUCUAUCUAUCUAUCUAUCUAUCUAUCUAUCUAUCUAUCUAGCUAUCUAUCAGCUAAUCAAUGCCUCUAUCUCUUCUUCCACAGUCCACCUUCAACCACAUCACUUCCCCCUUGA